Molecule: messenger RNA, 3125 nt
Organism: Schistocerca gregaria
Lineage: Eukaryota; Metazoa; Arthropoda; Insecta; Orthoptera; Acrididae
Product: probable serine incorporator
Exons: 3
Coding region: 36-1364 (442 amino acids)
Cellular component (GO): membrane
Source: RefSeq, a predicted model, not a curated record
UACAUUUAUUACGUAAUAUAUAUACAUAUAUAACAAUGGCUGGUAUAUGCUGUUCCUUCCUACGACUCCCGAUAAGCUUAUGCAAAUCUUUGUGUCGCGGUUGUCAACGGAUAUCGUCUGAAUACACCUUCUUCAUCUACACUACGAUAUUCUUGAUCUUUGCGACAUUCGGUUGGUUGUUUUUCGAAUGUCCUCACUGGAAAGCCCAUCCGUCUAUUCACAACAAAAAAUUUAUUAUGAACGCUAAUACCAUCUACGGUAUCUUCGUGGCAUACGCCUUCUUUGCGGCGUUCACCAUCUAUCAUCUCGUCCACUUACUCGUGUUUCAGAUGUCACGUGUUUUCAAUACGGCAACCUAUCAUCGCAUUCAUACUGGCGGUUGGAUUAUAAAGGUUUUGUGUUUGAUCGUCUUUAUUUUGGUACUGUACUUCAUACCGUACAAGCCCCUUCACUUCUACGGCCUAUUUUCCGUGAUUUUGUCAUUCUUUUAUUUGCUCGCUCAAGGCCUCUCCCUCUUUUGCCUAGCAAGACUAUUCUCUUCUCAUCUCCUGGAAAAAUACGAAGCCACCUACUCUAGUUUCUGGGCCAUUCUUGUGACAAGUUCUGCGACUCUUGUAUAUAUUGCCGUCAUCGGCGUACACAUCACACUGUACACAUAUUUUCCCGCUACCUACACCUACGUUCUUAUCACCAUCAGUCUUGUUCUAUGCAUUACAAUUUGCGUUUUCCGCAUCAUACUCUCGAAGGAGUCUCUCCCAUUCACGUUGCUCGAGCCAUCGAUGUUCGCUCUUUACAUAACCUAUCUCACCAUCAAGGGCAUCCUCCUGAACACGGACUUGGUUCCGAACAUAGACGUCUACAAUUGCUUCUACAUCGCAGUCAGGACGAUGGACGUCGCCUUCAUGGUCACUUCGCUCGUUUCAUGCACUUACAUCGUACAACAACUGUACAAAGAAACCUUAGAGGUCUCUACCACCGACGUCGAAGAACAGGCCCCAUCCCAAGCCAAAGUAGCGGAACCGAGAGCAGGAGCAACCGCACAGACGAGCAUUUCUAGAAGAAUAGGCUCCUCAGACCCAAUACUCGAACAGGUAGACCAACUUGUUCUCGAAGGCAAUAGACGUCCCGUCAGUCAAUAUUUAGUACUGUGUUUGUUCCACAUCUUCCUCACACUCUGUUCCUCCUUCUACUACACUGUCGUCACUGACUACAUGAGGGAAAAUGACAACAUUAAAGAACCGCCCGCGCGCAUGGUGGAGUGGAGCUAUGACACUGCCCGCAUUAUUGCUUGCAGCUACGUAAUCUUCAUUGGCUACUCUGUUCAUGCAAUAAAAACUAAAAUUCAGAGUUUCAGAUUGGGCUAAUUCAUGAGGCACAUCGCUUCGAAGGGAUACUCUCCUUCUAGCAAAUGUCUACAUUGAAUAAAAACAACUCAACAAAAAUCUACAAAUUUGCAUCUUUCAAGAACUUCUUACAGCCUUAUCCUCUUUUAAUCUAGGCUUUCAGAUAACCUCUGCACACAACCACAGGCGUUUUUUUAUAUGUAUCCUGCAUACACACUCCCUUACAAACCUUUCCUUGUGCAUAAACCCUCAAUAACUAUAUUGAUUUCAGAGAGUGUCGAGCAAGACUACGUCCAACUUGUUUGCCUUCAGAGAAUGGCUCGAGCGCAGAACCCUUUCCAUCGACAGAAACUAUUGGUCAGCGCUAUACUAAGCCCACCAUCGCAGCAGAAGCAAGAAAAGGACCAACCCCGACUUCAUCGGAACCAGUACCACCCCUAAAUUCAGAACAGCUAAGCAGCGCGUCGAAUCCGCCCUAUCACUUAAUUCAGAAAUUUUCAGAACAACCAGACACUACAGACGUGUGUUCGAAUCUCGAAAAACAAAACCCGUCUUCUAUGGCAGUCCAGCACAAUUCAAAUUGGGACAAAAAAAAUAAAAAAUAUUCGAAACAAUGCCAGCCUAUUUCGUAUUCUAGUUGUCAUUCUACAACUAAAAUGAACAGCGAAGAUCCGGUCGUCGACUUCACAAAAGUCAAGUUGAAAAAAGUUGAAAACGUAGCUGAAAACAAAGCUAAAUACUCGUCUCCAUCUGAGCUUCCCUUAAACUUCUUAAAUGUGAAAUUGAAGAAAGUACAGAUAACAGGACAUGAAAAACAAGACGAUGACAAAGAAGCUGCUCAAGAAAACGCAAAUUGUGCAGGAGAGCCCAAAAGCACAAUUUUCGAACGAUCGUUUAUAACGGCUUCAUCACCGAAAGCGUCACGUAUCAAGCCCAAAUUGCCUCAAGCUGCACCUCAUGACAGUCAUCCCAACCAAACCAAACCGCAUCCCAUUGGUCAGGGUAUUCGAGAGAAAAUGCACGAAUGGGAAUCCAGAAUUCAUGCUGUCAAAAAAGAGCACAAAAAUGUCAAUGCCAAAGCGAGUAGUGUCAAGAGAGUCAACAAUAAAGCUUUACCUCAGACACGCAGUAAGUCCCCAGAAUUUAAGAAGAUUGUUUUGAAGAAAAUCGGGCGCGCUGACAUGGCACCUCCAAGCAAGGAUUCAGAUGUCAAAAGUGUCAAACCCAAAGAAAGCAUAGUCUCCAAAUACACACGACUUUUCCAAGAUAAUUGUGUUGGUAAUCAAGACAUCGAUGAUAUAGACGAUGUUCGGCAAGAAGGCGACAACAACACAUCUAUGGAAAAUACGCGUUCGGCGAAAGGCAUCGAAGAAUCCACACAAGUAAUACAGAAGCAGUCAGAACCUGACAGCGAUUGCUUGGAAAAAAAUUUUGAGUUCAUGAGAAUUAAACUCAGACCUGUCAGGACGUCUUUUUUAAAGGAAAGAACAGUGGAAAGUUGAUGGCUCAGUGCAGUUGCUGUUCAAAAAACAGGUGGAGAGAAGUGAAAGAUGGCCCCAUCUGAGUGUCAACGAGAGGAGUGGUUAGAGUGAAAGCCAAAUGAAUAGCUUAGCGCCGCGGGGAAGGAGAUCAAAAAACGUGAAAAGCAGAUGGCACAACAGAUGUGGCGUUUACAGGUUUUUUCAUUUUAAAUGCAAUGGAUUUUUUGGCAAGGGUAUUAUUUCCUGAUUAGCCAAGAAUUAAAAUUUUUUCACACAAUAAUACAUUGUAGAUUAAAUCAGA